Molecule: messenger RNA, 1077 nt
Organism: Galeopterus variegatus (Sunda flying lemur)
Lineage: Eukaryota; Metazoa; Chordata; Mammalia; Dermoptera; Cynocephalidae
Product: origin recognition complex subunit 3-like
Exons: 6
Coding region: 113-646 (177 amino acids)
Biological process (GO): DNA replication; DNA replication initiation
Cellular component (GO): nuclear origin of replication recognition complex; DNA replication preinitiation complex; nuclear pre-replicative complex
Molecular function (GO): DNA replication origin binding
Source: RefSeq, a predicted model, not a curated record
CACUGGUAUUAUAUUAAAAGCAGAUGCCAAAGAGGAAGAAGAUGCUUCUGGGUCACAGUCAAAGGGGCUUCCGAAGACAGACCUCUAUCAUCUUCAGAAGUCCUUAUUGGAAAUGAAGGAGUUAAGAAGAACAAGUAAGAAGCAAACCAAGUUUGAAGUACUCAGAGAAAAAGUUGUAAACUUCAUUGACUGUCUAGUGAGAGAAUACCUUCUGCGUCCUGAGACACAGCCUCUGCAUGAGGUGGCGUACUUCAGUGCUGCCCACGCCCUUCGUGAGCACUUAAAUGCUGCUCCACGAAUCGCUCUCCACACUGCACUUAACAAUCCUUAUUAUUACCUAAAGAAUGAAGCACUGAAAAGUGAAGAAGGCUGCAUUCCAAAUAUUGCUCCAGACAUCUGCAUAGCAUAUAAACUGCACCUAGAGUGUAGCAGACUAAUCAACCUUGUGGACUGGUCAGAGGCUUUUGCAACAGUUGUGACAGCUGCUGAAAAAAUGGAUGCAAAUUCUACAACUUCAGAAGAAAUGAAUGAAAUUAUCCAUGCUCGGUUUAUUAGAGCUGUUUCUGAACUAGAACUUUUAGGAUUUAUAAAACCUACCAAACAGAAGACUGACCAUGUGGCAAGACUCACUUGGGGAGGCUGCUAGAAAGCAAAUGAGUGAAACCAGAGGUAUCACAUUUAGCUUAAGGUAAAAAGCAGGCCAGUCAUUCAUUAUUUACAUACCAUUAGAGGAGAGACUGUUCUGCUGAGAAGAGAAAUGUAUGAAUUCCCAUGUGAUGUUUAACCAGAAAGUACACUGCUAACCCCAAACGAGUGUUUGGGAGUACCUAUGGAGUACUUCAAAAUCCAACAGAUAACAUGCUUACAUUAUAAUAAACUUCUUUUCACACAUCAUUGCCAUGCUUUUCACAAAAUCUUAAAUUAUGAGUAAAUCAUUCUUGAACCUAUACAAGGGUACUUCAAAAGCUUCAUGGAAAAAUGGAAUUAAAAGAUAAUACUAAUUGCUCUGUGAACUUUUUGAGACCCCUCAUAUAGUGUACAAAUGUAAUAAAUUCCUUUAUCCAGGAGUAUAAAUUA